This is a messenger RNA of Phalacrocorax carbo (great cormorant), 1933 nucleotides long. NCBI's taxonomy places the organism in Eukaryota, Metazoa, Chordata, Aves, Suliformes, Phalacrocoracidae. The record is from RefSeq and is a predicted model, not a curated record.
GGUGGUGCCCGGCGGUCGCAGGAGCCGGCGCUGGGACGGCGCGCGUUGAGCUGAGGGGCCGCGGGCGGCGGGACCGCAGGGAAUAGAAGUCAGAUCCUGGCAAUGUGUCUGGAAAAAAAAAAAAACCAAAAACAUAAUUUUGUGGAAGGCUGCCUCUUCAUCUGUGUCUGGAAAACAAACUCAUUUGCCAUCAAAUCGUAGGCUAGAUAAUCAAGACUUCAGAGAGCUUCUAGAAUAUGCCUAAAUAGUGGCUUGGUAUAGAGAAGUUUUGAUCAUUUCUCCCCAGUGGGAGCUGGGUAGGUCUUGCUGCACCCUGACUUAUAGGACUGUUGCAUUCAGAUGACUUCUGAGCAUAUGACUUGAGAUUUCUGUCCAAGUCCUGGGCGAUGCAAGAGUUGCAGUGAGGUCUCAUAGCAGAAUUCCCUCCUCUGUGGGGGGAGCUAUCUUCAGCUGAUGGAUCAAGUGUGUGCGGAUCUGUUGCUGGCUUUUCAGCAGGUCUCCGUGCCACUGGUGCCGGUCUCCGGAGCAGAGGGGCCCGGAGCUGCCCGGGCCAUGACGACGGGCAACUGCUGCCACCUCCCCGGCUCCCUGUGCGACUGCCCAGGAAGUGCCCCCCUCUCCAAGUCGGUGGAGGACACUGACAUUGGUCGCCCGCAGUAUGUCACGCAGGUCACCGCCAAGGAUGGACGGCUCCUCUCAACGGUGAUCAAGGUGCUGGGUGCACAGAGUGACGGUCCCAUCUGUCGAAUCUGUCAUGAAGGUGGAAAUGGGGAGGGACUGCUUUCCCCGUGUGACUGCACAGGAACACUGGGCACCGUGCACAAGAGCUGCCUGGAAAAAUGGUUAUCCUCCUCCAACACAAGUUACUGUGAGCUCUGCCACACAGAAUUUGUUGUAGAGAGAAGACCAAGACCUUUGACAGAGUGGCUGAAGGAUCCCGGUCCCCGCAAUGAGAAGAGGACCCUUUUCUGUGACAUGGUAUGUUUCCUGUUCAUUACUCCCCUGGCAGCGAUCUCCGGCUGGCUGUGUCUGCGCGGAGCCCAGGAUCAUUUGCAGUUCAACAGCCGACUGGAGGCCAUUGGACUCAUAGCACUAACUAUAGCACUUUUCACAAUCUACAUCCUUUGGACGCUGGUUUCGUUCCGCUACCACUGCCAGCUGUACUCGGAGUGGCGAAGGACCAACCAGAAGGUCUGCUUGAUGAUCCCAGCCUCACGGAGCCCUCACCCUGUGUCCCACUCCCUCGUCUCUGCCAAGCUCAUGAAGAAGACAGCAGAUGAAACCACCGUCUGAGCCAUCCCUCGGCCGUUGCGCCACGUGGCUGCUGGGGCAAGGGCAGCCCUCUGGGGCUGGCAGAAGCGAAGAGGGUUGGGUGUCCCCGCACAUGCAGGAAACGCGGCAACUGUGGAGGCACUGGAAAGCAAUCAUCCCACCUGAAGGGACUUUGCAGUCAGCACGUACUUUAUGCUAUGGCAAACAGACAGAUAAUUAAUGUCUGUCAUGAAAUGGCCCAAAAGAGCCAGAUGGCAGAAUAUGCCUGUCUGCAGGGACACUUUCCUAUGACUAAAUACCAUACAUGGAAAAUAUCUCCCUGUAUAUAUAUAAAAAUAUUAUUUUUUAAUGGCUCUGCAUAUUGUGUUUCAGUCCUUUUGUGUUGCUGUUCUAAGCUUCAGUAUAGAAGCUGGCAGCCUGAGCUCAUUCAGAGGUUAAAUCUAUGCCUUUUCUCCAAAAGAGCAUAUAAAGAACACUUUUCAUCGACCGUUCUUGAAAGUCCCCUUCUCCUUUGCACUAAAUUGGUUUUGAUAACACUGCAGCAGCCUUUCCCAUUACUCUUUGGUCUGUUUCGUGGUGUUGAUGUCCUUUAUAGACAGUUGUGUGUUUUUAAUAAUUAUUAUAAUCCCAGAAGGAGUAAAAUGAUGUAAUACUGAAUGGA